UUAACAUGCAUUCGCAUGUGAACCUCCUUUGUCCGGCUUGGAGGGGGCCUUCGGCCCUUUCCGUUCCAAGUACGUCUCACAUGUGGUGCUCGCUUCGAAAUUCUAGUUUCGAGGGGUGUUGGUGCUGGCGCACCUCCAUAAAACAAUUAUCAAGACACUGUAAUGAUUACACAAGGAUGAUAUACUGAGCAAGUAAGAAUGUACAAGGGGAUUACCAAAAAUGGCGGU
Lentinula edodes (shiitake mushroom) is the source of this 228-nucleotide messenger RNA. RefSeq lists its product as uncharacterized. The coding region runs from base 6 to 188 and encodes 60 amino acids. NCBI's taxonomy places the organism in Eukaryota, Fungi, Basidiomycota, Agaricomycetes, Agaricales, Omphalotaceae. The record is from RefSeq and is a predicted model, not a curated record. The transcript is spliced from 2 exons.